Aegilops tauschii subsp. strangulata is the source of this 1217-nucleotide messenger RNA. RefSeq lists its product as uncharacterized. The record is from RefSeq and is a predicted model, not a curated record. NCBI's taxonomy places the organism in Eukaryota, Viridiplantae, Streptophyta, Magnoliopsida, Poales, Poaceae.
AUGGCGUCGUCCUCCUCCUCUCUAUCGUCGGCGCUGAGCUCGAUGGAGCAGAUGCUGGACGCGCUCAGGCAGAGAGGGAUCGGCAAGCCCGACGACAAGCCCAAGGAGGAGGAGCCGCCGGCGCUGCCCACGCGCCCCACCGUCAGGGGCCGGCCUCCUUCCAUCCACAGGCCCGCCUCCAGCGCGCCGUGGAGUCAACAACGCCCACCGCUGGCCCUGCUCCCCCCACCGCCGGAAGAAGAAGAAGCGAAGGAGGCGGAGAGGCGUGCGGUGGAGCUGGAGCUGGAGAGAAGGGCUGUGCGGGCGGAGGAAGAGGCGAAGCAGAAGGACGACGACGUGAGGCUCAAGGAGGAGGAGAUCGCCGGGCUGAGGCAGCAGGUGGAGCUCUACGAGGCCCGGCUCGCCGAGUGGGAGGCCAAGAUGAAGGCCGUGGAGGAGGAGCUGCAGAGACAGACCGCCGCGCUGCAGAUGUCUCAGGCUGCUGCUGCUGCUGCGGCGGCCAGAGCAGCAAUCGGUUCCACGAGCCACCGCCGGGAGCCAACCUUAUCCGACGGCGUCGCGCAGGCCGAGCAACCUCCGGCGCCCACGAGGGCGGAGGAAGCGUCCGUGAAGCGGGGCGAGAGCCUGUUUCGAGGAGCAUCCGUGAAGCCCCAGCAGCAGCAGCAGCGCGCCGGCGAGCCCGCCGUCGCCGCCGUCCUUAGCUCGAACUCGAAGCCGAGCCACGCGGAGCACCACCUCGCGACCGAGUACGCGCGGGAGACCCAGGCGUUCGAGCACGCCGCGAGGGCGGUGGCCGAGGUGAAGCCGGGCACCAUGUCCGUCGACGAGCUCAAGAUGCUGAGGCGGCAGUUCGCCGCCUGGAAGAAGGAGUACGAGGCGCGGCUGCGCAAGACAAACGCGGAGCUCAAGAAGCGCGUCCACUCGGAGAAGAGCCACGACCAGCAGCCUGCCCACGGCGGCCGGCGCCGGUGGUGCGGCUGGUGGAGGACGAUCAAGGCGCCGAAAUUCAGAGCCCCCAAGAGGUGCUGCACUUGCGCUUGCGCCAUGAAGUUGCCUAGCCUUCCCUCGUGCAAGUUCCCUAGCCUCCCCUCGUGCAAGUUCCCUAGCCUUCCCUCCUGUUCCUUCUCUUGCUGCUGCUUUCGCCGCCGCCGAUAGUCACGCAAAAUGCUGGACCGCCGCUCGUUGUACAUGAAUGAAAGCAAAAUUACAGUGACCAA